AUGGCACUGGAUUCAGAAGUUGUCAAGGUACGUUUAUUAAAUUUUUAGUGUUCUUUGAUUUUAGGUAUCGAAUGAUAUAGUGAGUUAUAUUAUCGGUGGGUUUUUUGUUGGAAUAAGUUUUUUGUGAGGUUUUAUAUCUGUUAAUUAAGCUCACGGACGUUGGAUUUUAUGUUAUUAUAAAUUAAAGAAGGUUAAGAUCGAUUUUAUUGACGUAUUUUAUUUCAGAUGCUUGACGACAUUGACUUACCUCAUCACAAUAAAGUUGACGUAGUCAAAAACGCGCGAUUAGAAGCCCGUCAGCGGAAAAAGAAGAAGAUUGCCGAGAUUUUGGCGGAUUCAAAGAACGACGAACAGCUGUACGAUAACUUGAGUUAUUUCCGCAGAUUUGCCACGACAUCAGGCGGCUUACUGGAACAUGAGUUUAGAUUGGCAAUAUGGCCGGUUUUGGCUAACACAAUGCCUUAUGCUGACGGUGUUUUAAAAGAGAAGAAGAUUCGGAUAGUUUGCGAACGGUUUCAUGAAUCUUCUUGUUCUGAUUCCGAUUUUUUCGAGUCGGCACGAUCGAGUUUGUCUUUGAGUACGUCAACACAAUUGGAUUCGGAGGAGGAUGAACCAACUGAUGAGAUAAUAUCGGUAUGACAUUUUUUAUUAUUUUGCUGUAUAGUUAAGUUUAAAUUGAAGAUGUAGCUUUUUUUGAGGAGGCAUAUUACAAAAAGUAAUUUACACGUCAUUUUUCUAUUUUAGACUAAAACUAUUUCCUAAAAUCGAUAAUAUUUAUUUUUUAGCCAAGCCCAUCAAUAGAAGACCUUCAAAAGCACGUUGAAUGGAAUCAAGUUGAGUUGGAUGUAAAUAGGACGUUAGCAAGGUUUCCACCUAACAUAUCAGAGACGGAAAGGUUAACUUUACAAGCGGAUUUGAGCCCAAUGAUUGUGCAGUUACUCUACAUGAAUAGCAAUUUUAGGUAUUAUCAGGGUGAGUAUUUAUUUUUUUUCUUGUUGAUUUUUAGAUAAAGAGGAUCAAUUUGAACCAAGUUAUGGUGAUAUUGGGUCUGGUUGUGCUAUAGAUUAUGGAUAAUAUAUAUUUUAAAGUUUUUUGGGGAUGUGACGCUUUGUAAAAGUUGUUUUUGUUUUUAUUUUGAAAGUAUGGUUUAAUUUAACAUGCAAAGCUACAUUAAAGACUUAAUUUACAGACUUCUGUGAUAUGAAUAGUAUAAUAUUUUGUCCUUUUUAGGAUUUCACGACAUAUGCUUAACCCUAUUACUAGCGUUAGAUGUAGAAAAAGCGAAACAAGUGGCCAGGAAUAUAUGUCAACGAUCGUCGUUAAGGAAUUACUUAACAAAGUCACUGGAAGAGUCUGCUUUAGCCGAACUCAACUUGAUGUAUGUUAUACUAAAUCACUGUGAUCCACAGAUUGAGAAGGUUCUUCGAGGCGCGGAGCUUGGCACAUUGUUUGCUUUAAGCUGGCCUAUCACUUGGUUUUCUCAUUCACUUCGUUCUUUUGAUCAGGUAAGGUAUUUCGGGGGUUUUAGGGGGUGUUACACAUGUUUUGAGGGAUAUUGUAGUUGUUUUGGGUGGAUUUUUAAUUGUUAUGGAUUUUAUAUACGAGGUUUAUUGACCUUUUCGUUUUUAAAAGAUUAAAUUUUUUUUUUGAUGUUUUUAAUGAAUAAAUUGCCAAUUUUUUUCAAUUUUUAUACAGAAAUCAAUGAUAAUAUUGUUGUAGGUAGUAUUAUGUUUUGACAUGUUCUUAUCCUCUCAUUAUUUGAUGCCAAUUUACGUAAGUGCCGCAUUAGUGGAACAUAGACGACAAGAAAUACUGGUAUGCGAGCCGGAAAUGCCAUCACUUCAUCAUUUACUCAACAACGUGCCAGCCAAUAUUGAUAUACAAUGUGUACUGGAGAGAGCUCAAGAAUUGUACAAUCUGUAUCCGCCGAGCUUAGUACAAGGUAUGUUAUGGGGUUUUUAUGAUUUAAGUAGAGCAGGGUAAAUAAAAAAAUUUUGAAAUUAAAUUUUCAAUUUUGAAAUUAAAAUUGAAUUUUUCAGGACCAUAUCUACGUGAUUACGAAGCGCUAUGUAUCCGAGAAAAGUCGAAUCAAAUGCGGUGUCAACAACAACCCCCACUACAAAGGCAUAAUGCCUUAGGCGCUCCAUGGCUUGUAAUGGGAACGGCCGCUGCCGGAAUGGCGGCCUACUGGAUGUUGUCAAAAUACACCACUGAUAUAUCGUCGUUGUUAUAG
Bursaphelenchus okinawaensis is the source of this 2233-nucleotide messenger RNA. The record is from the annotation of a GenBank genome assembly. NCBI's taxonomy places the organism in Eukaryota, Metazoa, Nematoda, Chromadorea, Rhabditida, Aphelenchoididae.